This is a messenger RNA of Trichomonas vaginalis G3, 672 nucleotides long. Its product is annotated as ribonuclease inhibitor domain-containing protein. NCBI's taxonomy places the organism in Eukaryota, Parabasalia, Trichomonadida, Trichomonadidae. The transcript has a single exon. Bases 1 to 672 code for a protein of 223 amino acids. The record is from RefSeq and is a predicted model, not a curated record.
AUGACGCAAAUUAAAUUCGGAAUCUUUAAUUAUCUGUUAAAUGAUGAAAAUCAUGAAGCUGUUUUCGGAAGAAUUAAUAAUACGAAAGUUAAUGAUAAUUCUGCCAAUAAGAACGCAUUUAAUAACACUGCAUUUACUAGUUAUGAUAUUGUAAUUCCUCCAACAAUCUUUUAUAACAAUUCAUAUUAUUUUGUGAAAAGGAUUGGUGUUUGUGCAUUCAGAUUCUCUAUGAUUACAUCAUUAAGAGUUGGUAAAUUUGUUGAAGAAAUUCAAUAUAGAUCUGUUGAUUGGUGUUCAUAUCUCAAAAAGAUCGAAUUUGAUCGAGAAUCUGCAUUGACUAAAAUUGAUAAUAGUUUUGCCGUAAAUACAACAAUAACUAAAAUAACUAUACCUUCUGGUGUUAACAUUAUCAAUCAAUAUAUUUUUGAUCAUGUUAUCAAACUUAAAACUGUUUUUUAUGGCGGGUCAGGAGUAAAUUGUAAAUCUGAUUUAAAUACUUCAUCGAUCUCGAAUAUUUAUGUUUUACCUAAUUUCCAGAAUGAAACAUUUUGUAAUCAUUUUGUCACUGUUAUGACUGAAUUUCCUGAUGAAAAAACUCCAUCCAGAAUUAACGAUAUUAAAUGUCUUCAUUCAUUUUCAUAUUCAUAUCUUUUUGUUUUCAUUCUAUUAUAA